AUAAUAAUUUAUAGGAUGAAAUAAUAAAAUAUCGUGAUAGCUGUAUUUUUGGUUUGCAGCCAGCCACAACUUUACUCAAUCGAUCACUGAUUUCAAAUCGUGGCUCUGCUGUUUUUCCUGACGCGACGUCCAGGAAAAUAAAUCAAAUUCGGAUCAUAGCACAGGCGGAGGAGACACUUCUAAAAGCAGAGAUGUUCCGCAAUCAGUACGACAACGACGUGACAGUAUGGAGCCCACAGGGCCGUAUUCAUCAGAUCGAGUAUGCAAUGGAGGCAGUGAAGCAAGGCUCUGCAACUGUAGGACUCAAAUCCAAAACUCAUGCAGUCCUGGUUGCAUUAAAGAGAGCCCAGUCUGAACUAGCUGCCCACCAGAAGAAGAUCCUCCAUGUCGACAACCACAUCGGCAUCUCCAUUGCUGGACUGACUGCUGAUGCCAGACUGCUUUGUAACUUCAUGCGUCAGGAGUGCUUGGACUCAAGAUUUGUCUUCGACAGACCCCUCCCCGCGUCUCGUCUCGUCUCUCUUAUUGGCAGCAAAACCCAAAUCCCAACACAGAGAUAUGGAAGGAGGCCCUAUGGCGUUGGACUCCUCAUUGCUGGCUAUGAUGACAUGGGACCUCACAUCUUCCAGACCUGCCCGUCAGCCAACUACUUUGACUGCAAAGCCAUGUCCAUCGGCGCGCGCUCUCAGUCUGCACGCACCUACCUGGAGAGAUUCAUGGAAAAGUUCUCCGACUGUAACCUGAACGAUCUGGUCCAGCAUGGGCUCCGUGCUCUCAGAGAAACCCUCCCAGCCGAGCAGGACCUCACUACCAAGAAUGUUUCCAUUGGCAUUGUGGGGAAGGACAUGGAGUUUGUCAUUUAUGAUGAUGAUGACGUUGCCCCGUUCCUGGAGGGACUGGAGGAGAGGCCACAGAGAAAGGUUGCCCAGCCUGCAGACGAACCCGCCGCUGCGGGAGAGGUAGCUGCUGAGCCAAUGGAGCACUGAGGCGGUCCCUGUCAGUUUACUUCCUGUUAUCCGAGGGGGCGGGUACCAACCCAGACCAACCAGACACUUAACUGCAACUCACCAGAGUAAAUCUUAGAGAGGAGAAGUUGUUGUUAUGAUGUGCUCUCUAAACUUGUCAAUGCAAAAAUAUUCUGCUAACAUCAACCAAUGUGAUGUUGCUUUUGUAUGAGUAAAGUGUACCAUUAUACAAGUAAUAAACUCUUUUUUUGAAUUGU
Molecule: messenger RNA, 1222 nt
Organism: Sander lucioperca (pikeperch)
Lineage: Eukaryota; Metazoa; Chordata; Actinopteri; Perciformes; Percidae
Gene: psma1
Product: proteasome 20S subunit alpha 1
Exons: 10
Coding region: 192-986 (264 amino acids)
Biological process (GO): ubiquitin-dependent protein catabolic process
Cellular component (GO): proteasome core complex, alpha-subunit complex; nucleus; proteasome core complex
Source: RefSeq, a predicted model, not a curated record